UCGACUGGAAGAAGGUAUAGAAGUGAAUUGAGAAAAAGACGUUUAGAAGAAAUUCCAAAAUUCGAAACAAACGUGAUUUGGAUAGACCUUAGUCAGAAUCAAAUUCAAAGUAUUCAAUCAAAUGGAUUGCCAAAACGUUUCACAUAUCUAGAUAUAUCUUGGAAUGACAUACAAAAUUUAUCUGGAUAUCCAUUCAGGAAUCUAACCGAACUUCGUUUCUUAAAUCUAGAAGGGAACUUUAUAAAAAUAGAUAGCUAUUAUGAAGGAAUGUUUGAACAUUUAACAUCCUUGGAGACAUUAAACAUGAAAUGGAAUGAUAAAGAUAUGAAGAUAAAUGUAAUACCUGAGCAUGUUUUUGCAGAACUUCGCUCUCUUUCGAUUCUCAGAAUUGAUGGACCCAAAAAUGUAACUUUCGGAGAAAGAUUUACAGCUCUACAGCAUUUGAAAGUAUUGGACUUAUCAGGAAUGUCGGGAUUUUGUAACCUUGUAUAUGUACGAUACGACACGUUUGAGAAUCUUCCAUAUCUAAAGGUGUUAGAUAUUUCCAAUUGCAGUAUCCGGGAUAUUGAUGAAGGUUCAUUUAGUGUAUUGCCUAAUUUACAGUAUUUAAACAUAUCUUAUAAUCGUCAACUCGGUUUUGCGUCUUUGCCGAACAUCACGAUUGAUUUAAACAAAACGCAGAUAAAAACUUUACAGUUAAAUGGAAUCAACUGUAUGAUGGGGGUUGGAUCAGAGAUCAAAUGUCAUCAUCUUAUUCACCUUAAAGAUACAAAUAUUACAGAAAUAUCUGUGGCUAGUAAUCGGUUGGAAAUUUUUGAAGAAGGUGUGCUUCGCAAUUUUCCUAAGACGCUACAGAAAUUAUCAGUAGCUGAAAAUAAAAUGACCAUUGGUAAUUAUCUUUUAGAAAUGUCAUAUCUAAGAAAUCUUAAAGUUUAUAACAUCAGCUAUCUGAAACAUUCACCAUUAUUUCCAUAUUCGGUAUUUGACACAUGUAAAGAAAAAUCUGAAUCAAGGGAUGACAAGGUAUUCACAUGUCCCAAAUACCAGUCACCUGGGUUUGAUGAGAAAAACUUCAUAAAAUUUGAAACGUUGAAUUGGACGAUUAACUACCUGGGCAACUUGAAGAAAUCCAUGCUCGUGACAGUAAGAUGUACUUAGACAUUCCCGAAUUUUCAAUUCAUGGCCCAAGUUUGAAAUAUCUUUAUUUCCAAAACAAUUUUAUUUUUUCAUGGAAAGGCCCAGUUCAUGCACCAAACAAUACUCUCAUAGAAAUGGACAUGUCCAACAAUUUCUGUGCACAU
Molecule: messenger RNA, 1301 nt
Organism: Ostrea edulis (European flat oyster)
Lineage: Eukaryota; Metazoa; Mollusca; Bivalvia; Ostreida; Ostreidae
Product: toll-like receptor 4
Exons: 1
Molecular function (GO): protein binding
Source: RefSeq, a predicted model, not a curated record